Messenger RNA from Desarmillaria tabescens, 546 nucleotides. RefSeq lists its product as uncharacterized. The transcript has 3 exons. NCBI's taxonomy places the organism in Eukaryota, Fungi, Basidiomycota, Agaricomycetes, Agaricales, Physalacriaceae. The record is from RefSeq and is a predicted model, not a curated record. Gene Ontology annotation, biological process: GPI anchor biosynthetic process. The coding region runs from base 1 to 546 and encodes 181 amino acids. Gene Ontology annotation, cellular component: mannosyltransferase complex; endoplasmic reticulum membrane. Gene Ontology annotation, molecular function: mannosyltransferase activity.
AUGCUGAAACUUUGUUUCCUCCUUCUCUUCACGGUCGUGGCUGCAAAUACUGAGAUUGUCAAUUUCUAUGCCUCUUCAGACCAACGAGCAGUAUGGAACGAAUGGCCAACGCUGAGCGCCAACGGAAGCGAAAAGCAAUGGAAAAUCUUACCGGUGCCUCUGGGAACGCCUCUAACGGACAAUACCUCUCAACUCUGGAUCAACCUGGACCUAUCGAGCAAGGAACGGACGGCCUAUACGUUACGUGUCUCGUGGGCGGCAUACUACCCGACCAACGUUUUUAUUGACGUCGUCGAUGAGCCCGCUCGAGCACACAUUCGCUUCGUCGAUGCCGGCGUCUUCACUCCAGGACGAACAAAGCAGCCUAGUCCCGUGCCGUUCAGUAUCGUCUUGGAGCGCCUGUACUUUGGUUUACUCCCGGCUUCUGUCUUACCCACUCUUGUUUUCAUGGGACCAGUCCUUCUGAUGGCAGGUCUUGCUAUCCCUUGGAUCAACGCGUAUCUGGAGAAAGUAGCAGUCGAAGCUAGGAAGGAGAGAAACGUUUGA